AUGGAAGAGCAUGAAGAGGGAGAAGUUGUUGAAUUUUCUGAAGCAGAAGAACUAUACAUAAUUAAAGACUCUUUUGAAACUAUUCCUGUUUCAAAAAUAAUUCAGCCAAACAGUGCUGAGAGAUUACUGGAUACAGGAGAUCAGAUCACAAAUUCUUGUAAAAAUAAAUUGGCAAAGGGGGCAAAAAAAUGGGAGGCCACCCUAUAUCUUAAGGAGAUCGUGAGGAUAAUGGAUGAUAAAAGGGUAGGCAAGAGGUUCUAUUUUUCUAAAGGAUCCAAGGAGAUGAAGCUUUAUAUGGCAAAUAAUGAUUUCCAUGAAAUUGCUUUUGUUGGACCAAGAUUCACUUGGUGCAACAACAAAGAAGGUGCAGCCAGAAUAUGGGAGAGAUUAGACAAAUACUUGAUGAACUCUGUAGCCCUGCAGAGAACUCCUAUGGCAUUGGUUCGACACUUACCAAGGGUAGCUUCGGACCAAAGUCCUAUUUCAAGUAAGGUGUUUGAGCCUCCUAAUAAGCAGUCUAAAAUCAUUAGAUUUGAAGACACCUGUAAAUCUUAUCCUGCAGCUUUGAAAAUUAUUUUAAAGGCCUGGAGGAAAACAGAUUAUGGCAAUAAUGUGGAUAUACUUCAAAGGAAACUAAGAAGAACUCUAAAGUCUCUAUACUUCUGGAACAAGAAUAAAUGUAGAGAGUUGAAUACUUUGAAGGAAGAACUGAAAAAGGAAAUACUGGAUCUUCAAUUGGAAGAAUCUUUUAUUUCUGGGCUUUCGGUGGAGAAGCUGAAGUUGCUUAGAACUAAAGUUCAUGAGCUCAAUUUCACGUUGGGGAGACUAUCUACAUGGUGGAACCAAAGAGCAAAAGCUAGAUGGCAUGAGGAAGGUGACUCUAAUUCAAAAUUCUUUCAUAAUUUUGCUUCUGCUAAGAAAAAUGGAAAUCUCAUUAGACAAAUCAAAGAUGAAAACAAUAAUCUUUUGGAGGAUUUUGACCACAUUGAAGAAGUUUUUUAUGUUUUUUUCUUAAAAAAAUGUAAGGCUAGAGACUUCAUUUUAACGGGCUGGUCAACUAUUCCAGAAAAUCAGAAAAUUUCACAGGUUGAAGUUGAUUUGAUGAAUACAGAUUUUACUAAAGAUGAGCUUAUUAAGGCUAUUUUUGAAAAAGGGAACAAUAAAUCUCCUCGACUGGACGAAGAACAGGUUGCAUUCAUUCCUGGAAGAUCGAUGUCGGAUCACUGCUUAUUAGCUCAUGAGGUGAACAACUCUAAAUCCCAAAUUCUUUUUAGCAUUGCUAAUAACCGUUCCAACAGGAACCAAGUCAAGAAGAUUUUGGGAUACAAAGUAAUUAAGGAGAUGCAUUACUUGGGCAUUCAAAUGGCUUUGAAAAGAUUGGUGAAAUCUGAUUUUCAGAAUUUGCUGGACAAUGUUCUACAAAAGCUGAACUCUUGGGGUAGCAAAAAACUGUCUUUGGCUGGUAAGAUCACUCUUGCGAAGUCUUCUCUGUUAUCAACUUCAAAUUUUUUAUCAACUCGCUCGCUGGUUCCAAAGAAAGUUCUUUAUGAAGUGGAUAAAUGUUGCAAAGAUUUUAUAUGGCAUAAAAGCAAUGGUAAAAGAGGAAUGCAUUAUGUGUCAUGGCCAGAACUAUUUCAUGCAAGACCUGAUUCUCUACUCCAUAAAAUCAUUAUUGCCAAAUACGAUAAUAAUAUAUUUGAUGCUGAUAACAAACAAGGAGCUUCUAUGGCUUGGAAAAUUCUAAAAGAGGGUGGAAAAUUUUUAAAAUCUCUGCUGAAAUGGAAAGUGGUGAAUGGGAGAAAGAUUAAUGUUGUUAAAGACAUUUGGAUUCUUGAUAAAUGUUUGGGAGCUUGGCCAACAUUUGUGGACUGCACGGGACUGGAAGAGGUAAUGCUGGAUCAAUUCAUCUCUUUGAAUGGAUGCUGGAAUGUGGAAGAACUUCAUCAGUUCUUUCAUGAGGAACUUAUAUCUUGCAUAUUACAAAUUCCAAUAAUUCACACUGCUAAUGAAGAUUAUAUGGAUGAAAUUCAGCAACAUACUGGUAAGACUAUUACUGCUAUGUCAUAUGAAAAGUCAUUAAAAUGUGAAAAGGGAGAGGGAGAUUUUGGUUUUUCAUCCUGGACUAGGAAGGUGAAGCUAACCCCUCAGGUGGAACUGUUUUGGUGGAGGAUGAGCAAGUUUGCUAUCCCAACAAAUGAGUUUCUUACUUAUAGGAAACUUAUCAACCACAAUUUAUGUGUAAGGGGAUGUCAACAAGUUGAGAACCUUGAGCAUAUCAUUUUCCUUUGUAAGUAUUUGAUAGAAAUUCUAUUAAAACUGCAAGGAUGGGGAUUUAAUAUCCCUGUUUUUCAUUCGCUGGAGGAAUGCUUGACAGAACUCAAGAGAAUUUAUGCAACAUCUUCUAACACAGUCAAGGUGUAUUGUACUUCAGUUUAUGAAUAUUGGAAAGACAGAAACAGGAAAUUACAUGGCAAAACUACUCUACCCAGCACAAUGAUUGUAGCAAAUGUGUUAUCUAUUGUAAUGAUUCAUGCUAAUCCAAUCCUAGAUAGCUGGGGUGCUAAUCUCCUUAGGGAGUUUCAAAAUGUUUGGCACCCUCCACCGCUAGAUUGGAUCAAAAUAAACAUUGAUGCUUCUCUCUUAAUCUCUAAUAGUGCUGGAAUUGGUGGAGCUUUUAGAGAUCACAAAGGAAGAUUAUUACAAGCUUUUGGGGAAAGAAGAGUACACUGGGAUGUGGCAUAA
Messenger RNA from Dendrobium catenatum, 2742 nucleotides. RefSeq lists its product as uncharacterized. Lineage: Eukaryota; Viridiplantae; Streptophyta; Magnoliopsida; Asparagales; Orchidaceae. The transcript is spliced from 6 exons. Bases 1 to 2742 code for a protein of 913 amino acids. The record is from RefSeq and is a predicted model, not a curated record.